Molecule: messenger RNA, 1428 nt
Organism: Penicillium angulare
Lineage: Eukaryota; Fungi; Ascomycota; Eurotiomycetes; Eurotiales; Aspergillaceae
Product: MFS transporter
Exons: 7
Coding region: 1-1428 (475 amino acids)
Biological process (GO): transmembrane transport
Molecular function (GO): transmembrane transporter activity
Source: RefSeq, a predicted model, not a curated record
AUGUCCAACUCUAUCUCCGAUCUAGAGGAAGACGCUGGACAAGUUGUCCACGAGGUGGACUGGGACGGCCCCGGUGACCCCAACAAACCGAUCAAUUGGCCAAAAUGGAAGAAGAGAGGAAUUAUCACUGCUGUUUGUGCUAUGAGGUUCACAACGCCAUUCGCCUCGUCUAUGAUGUCCCCGGCCUUGCUAAACAUUGGCAAAGACUUUCCAGGCACAUCCGAUACAAUUCUUAGCUUUACAGUCUCAAUAUAUAUUAUCGGCUUCGGUCUAGGCCCCUUAAUCCUUGCUCCUCUUUCUGAGGUAUACGGCCGUAACAUAAUUUAUCAUGUCUCAAAUAUUCUUUUCACAGUUUUCACGGCAUGCUGUGGAUUGUCUCCAAAUAUUGGCGCCUUGUUAGCUUUUCGUGUUGCUGCGGGCUUUUUUGGAGGUGCGCCUCUGACGAAUGGUGGGGGCACUAUUGCGGAUCUUGUCGUUCCCCAAAAACGAGGAUUAAUCAUGAGUAUCUUCUCCGCAAGUAUGCUGAUGGGCCCUGUUUUGGGCCCCGUGGUGGGUGGAUUCCUGGCAGAGGCUAAAGGCUGGAGAUGGAUCUUUUGGAUCUUGACAAUUAUGAGCGGCGUGACCAAUAUCUGUUGUUUCGCUUUUCUUCGAGAAACUUAUUCUCCUGUUUUGCUGGAAUGGAAAGCUCGCAAACUGAGCCGGGAGACAGGCGAUCUAUAUCAAGCUAAAGGCAAAUCGCCGAAAAGCUUACGCCACCUCUUAUUAACUUCUAUCACUCGGCCAAUUCGUAUGCUUUUCAACCCUAUCAUCCUUGGAACUUCAUUAUACAUGGCUGUUGUGUAUGGUAUCAUCUACGUCUUGUUUACGACCUUUUCUAUUGUCUUCCAGGACACAUAUGGGUUCAAGGAGGGAAUUGCUGGUCUUUCGUAUUUGGGGCUUGGUGUCGGGAGUGCCUUAGGAAUGGCACUCUUUGGUCGAUAUAGCGAUCAGAUAUCUGCUAAACUGACUGAAAAGCAUCAAGUAAUGAAGCCUGAAUAUCGAUUGCCUGCAUUAUUGCCCAGCGCUAUUGCGAUGCCAAUCGGGCUCAUCAUUUACGGGUGGACAGCACAAUACCAUGUUCAUUGGAUAGUGCCUAUUAUUGGAACUGGGUUCUGUGGAUUCAGUCUGAUGGGAUGUUUUGCUGCUAUCCAAACUUACCUUGUCGACGGGUUUACUGUUUACGCAUCUAGUGCCCUUGCAGCUAAUAGUCUUGUUCGCAGUCUUGCUGGUGGUCUCGUUCCUCUCGGAGGACUAGGUCUCUAUGACCGGAUAGGCCUAGGAUGGGGUAACACAUUACUUGCAUUCCUAGCCAUUAUCUUCGGCUUCUCACCUCUUUUCUUCUACAAAUACGGGGAGAAAUUAAGAAAAAGUCGAGUUGGGAUGGAUUAA